CCCAGAUCAUUACGGAGGCGAGAGGUUCUGAAGCAUCGCUCAAGAUCGCCUUCAAGACAAACUCCAGUAGAGCGUUGUUAAUCUGAAGAGAAAUCGCCUUCAGUGAUGGGGACACCCGAGAACAGCUGUACAUAAGGAAUAGCGAUAAACCCAAUCAGAAACGGCGAAAGGAGUUUUCCAUCGUGUGAAAAUGCUCUUUGGUCAGUAUUGGAAAUUCGUGUGUGUAAUCACGGUCGAAAUGCAAGGCCAUAUAUGUGAAUGAAGUAUACUGAACGUUAUUAGUCGAGGUGCCGUAGCUCCCCCGCGCUCCGUGUUUCGGACCCAACUUGCCGACCGCCAAGAUGAACGACUCGAUCGACCUCGACCUGUUCGACGUGAACGGCUCGUUCCCGCUUAACUGCUCGUACCUGAACGCCGUCGAUCGCGAGAUGGAGCGCAACUGCAGCCUGGGUCUGUUCACGGGCGACAGCUCCUCCAUCCACAUGGUGACCAACAUCAUCAUGCAGGCUUGCUACGCCGUCGCCUUCCUGGUGGGCCUCUGCGGCAACACGCUCGUCAUCUACGUGGUGACGCGCUUCUCCAAGAUGCAGACGGUGACCAACCUGUACAUCGUGAACCUGGCCAUCGCCGACGAGCUGUUCGUGGUGGGCAUCCCGUUCCUCAUGAUGACGUCCGCCAUGGGCUACUGGGCCUUCGGCUCCAUCAUGUGCAAGCUGUACAUGAUUACGACGUCGCUCAACCAGUUCACCAGCUCGCUCUUCCUCACCAUCAUGAGCGCCGACCGCUACAUCGCCGUCUGCCACCCCAUCAGCUCCAACAAGUUCCGCACGCCCAUGAUCUCCAAGCUGGUGUCGCUGACGGCGUGGACCAUCUCGGCGCUCAUGAUCGUGCCGGUGUUCAUGUACUCGAACACGCUCAAGGUCAACGACCUGAUCAACUGCAACAUCUUCUGGCCCGACGGCUUCGGCGUGAGCGGCCAGUUCGUGUUCACGCUCUACUCGUUCAUCCUGGCCUUCGGCAUCCCGCUCGUGCUCAUCUUCAUCUUCUACAGCCUGGUGCUGCACAAGCUCAAGACGGUGGGGCCGAAGGCGAAGUCCAAGGAGAAGAAGAAGAGCCACCGCAAGGUCACCAAAAUGGUGCUCACCGUCAUCACCGUCUACGUGAUGUGCUGGCUGCCCUACUGGGUGCUGCAGCUGGCGCUCAUUUUCAGCCCGCCGCGCGAGGGCCAGAGCUCCUUCAUGAUCGUCCUGUUCCUCAUCUCCUCGUGCCUCUCCUACAUCAACUCCGCCAUCAACCCCAUCCUGUACGCCUUCCUCAGCGACAACUUCAAGAAGAGCUUCAUGAAGGCGUGCAUCUGCGCCGCCCGCAAGGACGUCAACAGCGCCCUCACCGUCGAGAACUCGGUGUUCCCGCGGCGGAGGGGCGGCUCCUCCAACCCUCGCGGCGGAGGCGGCAAGGGCGGCCACGACCUCGAGUCCAACGACGCCUUCACGACCCACGACAUCAGGGACGAGCCCACGACCGCCAUCACCAUGACGACCACGCGAUCCACCGCCAGCCAGGGCGCCAAGGAGAACGGCGCCCUCGUCAACUCGCAGUUCUGA
Molecule: messenger RNA, 1604 nt
Organism: Penaeus monodon (black tiger shrimp)
Lineage: Eukaryota; Metazoa; Arthropoda; Malacostraca; Decapoda; Penaeidae
Product: somatostatin receptor type 2-like
Exons: 1
Coding region: 342-1604 (420 amino acids)
Biological process (GO): G protein-coupled receptor signaling pathway
Cellular component (GO): neuron projection; membrane
Molecular function (GO): somatostatin receptor activity; peptide binding
Source: RefSeq, a predicted model, not a curated record